AUGGCACUCACCGAUGGCCGAGACCCGCUCGAGCACACCAGCCUCUACCAAAGAGCCGACAGCGAGGACAGCGACACGGAGGGCGGCCUCGGCAACGUGAACAAGAUGAUCAUGCGACCGCCGGGUCACAGCGGGAAGGCGAAGAAGGGUCACAUUUGCUUCGACGCAUCCUUCGAGACCGGCAACCUCGGCAGGGUCGAUCUGAUCUCGGAGUUCGAGUACGAUCUGUUCAUCAGACCGGACACCUGCAAUCCUCGGCUAAGGCUGUGGUUCAACUUCACGGUGGACAACGUGAAGGCCGAGCAACGCGUCGUUUUUAACAUCGUCAACAUAUCGAAGAGCGCGAACCUGUUUCGCAACGGGAUGACGCCGUUGGUCAAGAGCAGCACCAGGUCCAAGUGGCAGAGGAUACCCAGGGACCAGGUGUUCUACUACAAGUCGGCGCAACACCAGAACCACUACGUGCUCAGCUUCGCGUUCUCGUUCGACCGCGAAGAGGACGUCUACCAGUUCGCGCUGACCUACCCGUACUCCUACAACCGGUACCUGGCGCACCUGGACAAUCUCUGCACCAGGAUCGCGUGCACCAAGCGAGAGACGCUGGCCACGUCCAUACAGAAACGGAAGAUCGAGCUGAUCACGAUAGCAUCGCACAUGGAGGACUCGCAGCAGGAGCGUUCCAGAAAGGUGGUGGUGAUCCUGGCGAGGGUGCACCCGGGCGAGUCGCCCUCGUCUUUCGUCUGCCAGGGUCUGAUGGACUUUCUGGUCAGCUGCCACCCGAUCGCUCAGGUCCUCAGAAACUACGUGGUCUUCAAGAUAGUCCCGAUGAUGAACCCCGACGGGGUAUUCCUCGGUAAUUACAGGUCCACGGCCCUGGGAGCAGAUCUGAACCGAGCGUGGAACAAGAUAUCCGACUGGCUGCACCCAGCGCUGGUGGCCAUCAAACCAAUGCUGAAGAACCUCGACAAGAACCUUCGCACCCCGUUGGACUGCGUUCUGGACCUGCACGCGCACACGAACGCCACGGGCUUGUUCAUCUACGGGAACACCUACGACGACGUGUACAGGUACGAGAGGCACAUCGUUCUGCCGAAGUUGCUGGCGCAACACGCGCAGGACUACGAGAUCGGGAACACGAUGUACAAUCAGGACUCGCACAAGUCCGGCACAGCGAGGCGCUAUCUCUGCUCCAUUCUGAAGGAGCACGUCAACUGCUACAGCAUCGAGGUGUCCAUGUACGGUUACAACAGGAAAGCGGCGUCCGGUAUACUACCGUACACGGAGGAGGGCUAUUACAGAAUCGGCCGGAAUCUGGCCCGUGUGUUCUUAGACUACUACAAGCUGGUGGGCCUGAUCCCGGCGGGCCUUCCCGAUCAACCGUCCGCGAAGAAAUCGCGGCAAUCGAGGCCGAGAUAUCGGGUGCCCAGGGAGCCACGGCCGAGGACCUCCAGGACACCCGCGCCUGUCCACCUCGCCAGCAUACACGAAUACUUCCAGGAGGAGGCAGCGGACCCGCCGGCGAGCGGCGGUUACCGAUCGAUGAGCGGCACGCGGAUGAGCCAGCUUGGGACCGGAAGUGGCAGUGGAAGUGGAAGUGGAAGUGGCAGUGGAAGUGGAACGGGCGUCGGCGGGUGCAGGAACCGGAGCUACAGGUUCCGGAGCCCCGGGGCACCGCUCGUCGGGGUACAGCCUCUGUCGAGACAUCCCGUCGAGCCGAGGCUCACCAUUAUCGAUUUCAAUCAGCUGACGAGGGGCGGUCUGGAGCUGGCUACCAGCAAGAACAGGGUAAAGGUUCCGCGGAAACCGGCCAAGACGAACAGAUAGCGACUGUCGAGGCUCGCCGGUCCGUCGCCGUCCGCGAACAGACAGGUGCGACCACCGCACGAAACCUUUCGAAACCUUUCGAGACCCAUCUGAAACCCUCCAAAAAAAAAUCUCCCUCGAAAUCUUUCGCAACAUUUCCGAAAC
This is a messenger RNA of Megalopta genalis, 1968 nucleotides long. The record is from RefSeq and is a predicted model, not a curated record. NCBI's taxonomy places the organism in Eukaryota, Metazoa, Arthropoda, Insecta, Hymenoptera, Halictidae.